AUGUAUCUAGACAGUACCGCGCACGAGGAUCUGCUAUCUGCGGGCUUCUUCCACGCGCGCACCCUCGCCGACGGAGAGCAGUCACUUCGCAUCUACACGAGGCUCGAGCCGGACUCGCUGCUCGGCAUCCGGGCCAGCGGCACCGUGGGAGCCACCGCUGCCGAGGUGAUAUCGGUGCUGCGAGAGGUGGAUCUGAUCCCCGAGUGGAAUAGAUUCUGCGACUUUGGAAUCUUGCUGCGCGUCCUUCGACAGAAUGUGCUCUGGGCCUCCGCCGGCGUCCGCCUCCCGUGGCCCGUCCCGCCGCAGUCGCUGCUGGUCCGCGCCAAGGUUGAGGCCGACGCUACGAGGCCAGGCGCGAUUCUGGCGGUGGCGCAGUCUGUCGACGCCAAGAGCCGGCGGCGGCUUGCGCAGGGCGUAGCGAUGCCUUCCCCCCUCUCUUCGCGGCUGGAGCUCCCGGUCGAGAUGGCAGUCGGGCGGCUGACCGCGGCGGGCGAUGCGCUUACUCGCUUCGAGGCGGCUCCGCCCUCGGCAGGCGGCUGCGGACGGACAGCACCGGGCUGUACAAAUUCGUCGGUCGCAGCAGCGGGCAGCAGCCCGCAGCAGCGCAGGAGGAUCCCAGUCCGCCCAAACAGGCGAGGGGUCGUUCUCGCGGGUGGCGGUUUUGGCAGCGCGGCACUGAUGGGACGGCGUGACACACUGGAGGACACCUUUUGCUUGUGCUUGUGGUUUGGUUCACGUAGUAUAAAGACACAUGCGCGUUCUGCGGGAGUCAACUACGGCUGA
Emiliania huxleyi CCMP1516 is the source of this 783-nucleotide messenger RNA. RefSeq lists its product as hypothetical. The record is from RefSeq and is a predicted model, not a curated record. The transcript is spliced from 2 exons. Lineage: Eukaryota; Haptophyta; Isochrysidales; Noelaerhabdaceae. Bases 1 to 783 code for a protein of 260 amino acids.